AUGCAGAACAAUUUUUAUGGUCAACUGAGUUUGUCAGAGCGUCAAACUAUUGUGCAGCAACGAUUGUCCCGACGACCUACUGUAACCGAACCUUCAGAAAGAACACCUAGUAAUAUUUUUGUAUCGAACCUAGUCUCUUCCUCAUGCUACCCUCAAUCAGAACAAAAUGAAAAUAUUUCCUUACACGGAGAUGACAUUGAUAACAACGAUGAGGAUUCGUACAAGACUAUGGAUAGUGGUAGUUCUGAUACAGGAGAUAGUUCUAGUCAACCUGAUACUGAAAUACUAGAGACAAUGUAUAAUUAUACGAACAAUGAAAAUAUUGGUGAUGAGUUCAUUCAAGAACAUACUCGACGAAACGCCGCUGGAUUACAAUCGAUGGAUGCGAAUAAUAAUUUCGAGGAUACCUUUAGAACAACUGAAGAAUGGGAUGGUAAUGAACAAUGUGAUCCUCCUAUCAUCAAUAUUAUUAGCUCAACAGAAUCGACCAUUCCAUCGGAAGUUUAUGAAGGACAAAUUUUUCAUAACAAAGAAGACUUACAAGCUGCAAUUAAUGGUUGGUCAAUCGCACAAAAUGUUCAGUACAUAAAUUCAACUUCCAAUAAAACUCGGCUCACAAUUUUAUGUAGUCAACAUAAUAAUGUGCAUAGGCCCUGCUAUUGGCGACUACAUGCAUCACGAAGUAAAAAAUUAUGUGGUCUUUGGAAAGUAUCAUGUGCGGGUCCACCUCAUACUUGCACUCAACCUGUUAUACCUGGUGGACAUCACAAUUGCACUUCAAAAUUUAUAUGUAGGCAUAUCAUGCCCAUCAUAAAACAACAGCUUGACAUGAAACCGAAGGAGAUAAUUGCAAGAAUGGAGUCGAAGUUUGAAAUGAAGAUUUCAUACAUGAAGGAAUGGGAUGCACGGAGAAAAGCGAUUGAAGCAAUAUUUGGAUCGUAUGAGGAAUCAUAUCGUUCUGUCCUACGAUUUAUGGAAGUGCUACGUAUGUCCCAACCAGGUACAGUAUAUAAUGUUGACUUAGUUGGAGGUUCACGAUUCAAGGCAAUUUUUUGGGCUUUCGGCCCUUCUAUUAAUGGCUGGCAACAUUGUCGGCCGGUCCUUAGCCUUGACGGAACUUUCUUGCUUGGAAAAUAUCGUGGGACUCUUCUUGCUGCUGUUGGAAUUGACGCGAAUGGUGGAUUAUUCCCGUUGGCCUUUGCAAUAGUAAAAUCAGAAAGCAAUGAUUCAUGG
Molecule: messenger RNA, 1233 nt
Organism: Dendrobium catenatum
Lineage: Eukaryota; Viridiplantae; Streptophyta; Magnoliopsida; Asparagales; Orchidaceae
Exons: 1
Source: RefSeq, a predicted model, not a curated record